Molecule: messenger RNA, 354 nt
Organism: Penicillium brevicompactum
Lineage: Eukaryota; Fungi; Ascomycota; Eurotiomycetes; Eurotiales; Aspergillaceae
Exons: 6
Coding region: 1-354 (117 amino acids)
Biological process (GO): proton transmembrane transport
Cellular component (GO): vacuolar proton-transporting V-type ATPase complex
Molecular function (GO): proton-transporting ATPase activity, rotational mechanism
Source: RefSeq, a predicted model, not a curated record
AUGUCGGCUCAGAACUCCGCGGGCAUCCAGACCCUCCUCGACGCCGAGAGAGAGGCUCAGAAAAUUGUCCAGCAAGCCAGAGAAUACCGCACCAAGCGCAUAAGAGACGCCAAGUCAGAGGCUCAGAAGGAGAUCGAAGAUUACAAGAAGCAGAAGGAAGAGGAGUACAAGAAGUUUGAAGGCGAGCACUCUAGUGGCUUCAAGGCUGCCGAAGAAGAGUCCAACAAGGAAGCCGAUGUCAAGCUGCAGGAAAUCAAGGAUGCUGGCAAGAAGCAAGGCGAUGAGGUGGUCGAAGGUCUCAUUCGUGUGACGACCGACGUGAAGCCCCAGGUGCCUGAGAAGAUCGCCGCAUAA